Molecule: messenger RNA, 899 nt
Organism: Chrysochloris asiatica (Cape golden mole)
Lineage: Eukaryota; Metazoa; Chordata; Mammalia; Afrosoricida; Chrysochloridae
Gene: EMG1
Product: EMG1 N1-specific pseudouridine methyltransferase
Exons: 6
Coding region: 18-749 (243 amino acids)
Biological process (GO): rRNA base methylation
Cellular component (GO): small-subunit processome; nucleolus
Molecular function (GO): rRNA (pseudouridine) methyltransferase activity; rRNA binding
Source: RefSeq, a predicted model, not a curated record
UCCGGUCCGGUUGCAAGAUGGCUGCGUCCAGUGGUCGAUUUCAUCCUCGUGAGCGGCGCAGUGAACAGGAACAAGACUGGGAUGCUGUGCAGCCAAAACGGCCCCGACUCGGAGCAGGAAGCAAGGCUGGAGGCUGUAGGCUCAUUGUGGUGCUGGAAGGUGCUAGUUUGGAGACAGUCAAGGUAGGGAAGACAUAUGAGCUACUCAACUGUGACAAGCACAAGUCUAUGUUGUUGAAGAACGGACGGGACCCUGGGGAAGUGAGACCAGACAUAGCCCACCAGAGUUUAUUGAUGCUGAUGGACAGUCCCCUGAACCGAGCUGGCUUGCUACAGGUUUACAUUCACACCCAGAAGAAUGUGCUGAUUGAAGUGAACCCCCAGACUCGAAUUCCGAGAACCUUUGACCGAUUCUGUGGCCUCAUGGUUCAGCUUUUACAUAAACUCAGUGUCCGAGCAGCAGAUGGUCCUCAGAAGCUAUUGAAGGUAAUCAAGAAUCCGGUGUCAGAUCACUUCCCAGUUGGAUGUAUGAAAAUUGGCACUUCUUUUUCCAUCCCAGUUGUUAGUGAUGUGCGAGAGUUGGUGCCCAGCAGUGACCCUAUUGUUUUUGUAGUGGGGGCCUUUGCCCAUGGCCAGGUCAAUGUGGAGUACACGGAGAAGAUGGUGUCCAUCAGCAACUACCCUCUUUCUGCUGCCCUUACCUGUGCAAAACUGACCACAGCCUUUGAAGAAGUAUGGAGAGUUAUCUGAGAAGAAGAUCUUUGUUCCAAAACAAAGACUGCCAUUCCUUGACUUUUCUGAGCUAACUGCUGAGAAAUGGCUUUCCUGCCUUAAGACUGUGGAGUUUGGGGAAGCCAGGGCUGUACAUUGCUGUUAGUUUAUCUUAUAAAUAUUGUUGUU